Molecule: messenger RNA, 1840 nt
Organism: Diachasma alloeum
Lineage: Eukaryota; Metazoa; Arthropoda; Insecta; Hymenoptera; Braconidae
Product: myrosinase 1
Exons: 7
Coding region: 1-1449 (482 amino acids)
Biological process (GO): carbohydrate metabolic process
Molecular function (GO): beta-glucosidase activity
Source: RefSeq, a predicted model, not a curated record
AUGAAGACCGUACUCCUAGCAGUACAAAUUUUAUACUUCUCGAGCCAAGUUUCCGCAGUAGAUCCGAAUUUACCCGAAAUUCCGGAAAAUUUUCUAGUCGGGGCUGGAUCAUCUGCGUAUCAAGUUGAAGGUGCAUGGAAUGUCAGUGAUAAAGGUGAAGGAAUGUGGGAUCGAUGGACACAUAACAAUGCAUCCUACUUCGGCAGUGGAGGUAAUGGAGAUAUAGCGGCUGACUCUUAUCACAAGUAUAAAGAAGAUGUACAAUUAUUGAAAAGCAUGAAGUUGGAUGUUUAUCGUUUUUCGAUAAGUUGGUCACGAGUUUUGCCAACCGGAUCGCCGUAUCGAGUCAGUAGAGAUGGAAUUCAGUAUUACAAAAAUCUUAUCAAUGAGUUACUGGCCAAUGGAAUUGUUCCAUUUCCAACAAUGUAUCAUUUUGAUGAUUUGCAAUCGUUGAUGGAGAAGACGGGCGGAUGGGCUAAUGAAUCGAUGGUCGAAUAUUUCGCUGAUUAUGCUAGAGUUCUGUUCAGAGAGCUCGGGCCCAAAGUAAAACACUGGACCACUAUCAAUGAGUUGAACAUCUACUGCGGAUAUAUUUUUUAUCAUAACGAGACUGAUCCAGAUUUAGCCUUCUCAGCUCGUUAUCGUUGUGUACAUAAUCAACUGAAAGCGCAUGCACGUGCUUAUCACAUCUACAACGAGGAAUUUCGUUCUACCCAAGGAGGUCAAGUUGGACUGGUCGUCCACAGCACUAAUUAUGUUCCAGUGGUUGCUGGUGAUGUUGAAAGUAGCAAAAUUGCAUUUGACUUUGACACUGGAUGGAUAAUGCAUCCGAUAUUCUCGAUGGAGGGAGGCUAUCCGGAAGUCAUGAAACAGAGAAUUGCUGAGAAUAGUAGAGCUGAGGGAUUGUCCUCUUCAAGGUUACCAGAAUUUUCUCCGGAGUGGACUGAUUACAUCAGAGGAUCUUCUGACUACUUGGGUAUCAAUCAUUUCGUAACUUCCGUGGUUGAGCGAGUUCCCAAAAGAAAUGGGAGAUGGUACGAUGAUUUAGGCCUCAGGAGAACCCAGUUGACUACCUCAGGCACUAGAAUAUACCCUGAAGGUAUCGGAGCAGUUCUCAGACAGAUAAGAGAUGAGUAUUAUAAUCCACCAGUCUAUAUCUUGGAGAAUGGAAUGGCGGAGGGUGCAACAUUCAAUGACACCGACAGGAUUUACCAUUUGCAUUUCUACAUGAAGGAAGUGAUGUCAGCUCUCAAUGAUGGCUGCGAUAUUCGGUCGUACGCGGUUUGGAGUCUGUUGGAUAGCUUCGAGUGGGUCGCUGGAUACACGCAACGUUUCGGACUCAUCCACGUAGAUUUCAAUCAUCCUAAUCGUACAAGAACUCCGAAGUUAUCUAGCUAUUGGAUGAAAGCCGUCAUGGAGGGCAGAAAAUUGAUACCAAUCUGGAGAUAAUGAAGAUUAGUUAGAUACAGUGCCAAUCAUAUUUGCCAAUUAGCGACUUUUGUUUCCUACGUUCAUCAUUAUCUUUCCCACUCUAAUUCCAGCCAAUCAGUGGACAGUAUUUGAGGUCAUGAGAGAGUUUUUAUUCCCCUUUACCUCACGAAUAUUUACUCACUUUUCAUUUUUUCCAAGCGAAGAAAGAAAAUUUGUGAUAAUAUUGAUUGAUGGCAAAGUCAAUUGUAAUUGAUUGAAUGUGAAAUAUAAGAUAAAUUUCAAUCAUGUACUUGGCUCAUAUUUUUCAGAUGGACUCGUCAAUCCGUUCGAUGUAAAUAUAAUUAUAAUACCGCAUACCUUAAUUGGCAAUGAUACAAGAGAGAUUAAUACAAGUUUCCUUAUUUAACUG